Caenorhabditis angaria is the source of this 1129-nucleotide messenger RNA. The record is from the annotation of a GenBank genome assembly. NCBI's taxonomy places the organism in Eukaryota, Metazoa, Nematoda, Chromadorea, Rhabditida, Rhabditidae.
AUGGCUACACGAGUUGUUAUAGAAAGAAUCGAUUUUGCCGCAGUUUUUGGAAAUUUAAGCACUUUGAAUGAUCAUAUGCGAUUUGUUCCUGCUGGAUUCAUCGGGGAAAAUAGCUUUACGGUUAGUAAAUGCGAAAACAGGUGGUGAAAACGACACGGUGGUUGUGAGCCGAACCGAUGUUUCAACCCAUCCACAUGGACGCAUACCGAACUUCAAGAUAAUCAAGAAUGUGCACCAGUUCUCAUCAAAAGGGGGACCCUUAUUGUAUCAGGAAGUUUAUACGCAGUCAAAUAUGGAGUUAAAAUGGUUCAAAAUGUUGAUCAAGCUGCUCUCGUAAUUGAUAACACAACGAUUGACCUGAAUAGAGCUGUAAGUUUUUAAAAUAUUUUUUCUCUCUCUCUCUCUCUCUUUCUCUUUACAUAAUUCAGGCUUUGGCUCUUCACAGUGAUCGUUGGCGAGACGAAUUGGAACAACAUCAACCAUUCAGAAAAGACUUGGGCCAAUUGUCACUAGAAGUUGUGAAGAGUUGUAUUAAGAUGGCCGAAACAUCAACUCAUAUAGAUAGUAAGUGUUUUGAAUUCUUACGGGGUCAAUUUAAAAAAAAAUUAAUUUCAAAACUUUUUUUUGGACAAAAACAUGUGAUUUAGCAAAGUUACAUUUUUUCUACAGAAAAAUUGAACAUAUCUCGCCAAGAAAAUGUUUCAAUAGAAAAAAUUACAAAGAAUAUAUUUUCUUGGUUAAUUUUGUUCAAUAUUGAAAUUAAUUGUUAAUUUUUUCGGUAUAAAUUACUUUUUUUUUCAGUUGAGACGCCGCUGCUUGAAGAAAUAAUUCGAUUGGCAAGAGGUUAUGGAUUUAAUGGACUCGUCGAAAAGAUCGAAGAAAUGCUCAUUUAUUCUCCACUACCAGUUGCUACCAAAUUUGUGAGAGGAACGAAAUUCGGAUUCAUCGAAGGCUUAGUAAGUUAUCCUAAUUAUAUUUUUGCAUCAUCAUUAUUUUAUUACAGAGAAAGAUGGUUUGUAGUCUGACUAUGCACCAAAUCAGCAGCAUAGUAGGACAUGUCGACUAUGUUACGAUUCCGGAAGAAAUCAGAACUGAAAUUCAAUUAAUUCAAUGGCAAUAUAGCUAUUAA